AUGCAUAGUCAUCAACCUAUCACACAUAAACCACUGUAUAACCAACAGGCAAGUGCCGUCUCAAAGUACACAGUACCUGGGAAAAAUGUCAAGAUGACCAGUGCAAAACUGCGAGCUCAAUGUGUAUCUCACCCAAAGCAUACUGUUCUGGUAACCUGCUACCUCCAGUUCUAUGGUCAUGCAUUUGCUAAUGUGUCGAGUUAUGGCAAUAAAGAACUGGUUGUUGAUGAACAAGUCUAUCAAUGUUACAUUGCAACUCAGCUCUUGCAGUCUCUCAAGUUUGAUGCCUUAUUCUCCUGUGUCGAUAUUGUUAGUCUGGUCUCAUCUCACCCUGCUGCUUGCAAUGCUCUGGUAAAAUAUGCUGCUGCUAAUAUCAAAGAUGUUGAUUUGGGCUUUAUUUGCGAACAUGCUGGUGGGAUUCUGGCCUCCUCACCCAUCAGCUAUCUGAAAGCUGCCCAGUUGAGGGGCACACUCUUUGAAGAUGACUAUGACACCAGCACCAUUUCAUCUGUGUUUACUAAGUUUUAUGUUGAUCACACCGAGCCUCUAGCAGUGUUGUCACACUGCAAAGAGAAGGAUCAAUGGUGCUUGGGCGAGCUCCUCGAUGGAUAUGAAUUUCUUGCUAUCUUUCCUAUUGCACCUGUGAGCCCAACCACACCCAUAAGCCUAGUUGAGCCCAAGACCCCAACUGUGUCCUAA
Molecule: messenger RNA, 699 nt
Organism: Suillus subalutaceus
Lineage: Eukaryota; Fungi; Basidiomycota; Agaricomycetes; Boletales; Suillaceae
Exons: 6
Coding region: 1-699 (232 amino acids)
Source: RefSeq, a predicted model, not a curated record